Molecule: messenger RNA, 2943 nt
Organism: Micromonas commoda
Lineage: Eukaryota; Viridiplantae; Chlorophyta; Mamiellophyceae; Mamiellales; Mamiellaceae
Exons: 7
Coding region: 1-2943 (980 amino acids)
Source: RefSeq, a predicted model, not a curated record
AUGCUCCGAGCCCUCCUCGGAAGCUUUUUGUUGUUGUUUGCACGUGCCGUCGAGACACGCGCGCAGAACGCGCGCGCUCGCGGCCCGACGACGCGCACCGACGGAAACGUUUCGGAUGAUGCGCACGCCGCCGUGUCCGGCGCGUCAUUCGAUCGCGCGUCCAUCGAUCACGGACACGCUGCGGUGCCCAACUACGCCCCCGAGGCGUGGAAGUCUCAGGGGGCUGUCCUGGACGCCUACGCUGCGCUCCACGGCGUGCCGCAGGUCAAGCUCUCCCAGCUCUUGAACGAGGAGUACCUCGUGGAACUCGGGAGUGCCUAUCCCGAGGACCCCGACUUUCCCGCGAAGCCGUCGAACGGCAACUACAGGUUCAGGACGUAUAGGUGGAUCAGCAGGAUGGUGGACGUCGGUACCCACGGGCGCGAGAAGUUCCCCGACGACGUGACGGCCGCCAUUCGUGAACGCUGGCCGUCAGAGGAGUACACGGGGUACAAGCCGAGGAGUGGGAGAAGAAGGAAAGAAAGCGGAAGAAGGCCGCGACUGCGCGUGUAUCGCGUGGCUUCGCCGCAUCUGCGUACCCUCCUCCGACACUCGCCAUCGCGGCUCCACCGCAAGGAGGAUGCGCCAGCGAUCGGCGCCGCGGAUGGCGGGCAUGCGAACCAGGUGCUCGCCUGGCUCGCGAGCGUGCACAUCACUCCACCGAGCUCUGGACCAGGCUUUUGUGCCAGGGCGGCGAAACGACGGCACGAGGGCCCAGCCCCGGGCAGCCCAGUCGCGGUCCCCGGGGCCCUCGUUGGAGCACCGACGCCGUUAGCCCUUGGGGAGUUGCGGGAGGAUGAAACGGAACAGGAUCAGCCCGCGCCUCCACCUCCACCUCCGCCUCCGUUCUUCGGCGACCGUGUUAUUUGGGACCUGGGGUGCAUGGAGACCACCCUGGGGCAGCUCACGUGCCCAAAGUGCAGCGAUGCGCACCUGCUUUUUUCCCGCGACGCAGCGGGCAAUUUGCUGGACCAGCAGCAGGGGCUGCGACACAAAUACAAGCUCGUGUGCGAUUGCGCCGAGUGCGACUUCGCGUUGGACAUGGAGACCUCGCGCGUGAUGCAGACGGGCAAAACAGGGCGCCCGCCCGCCGAGGUUAACGUCGCGGCUGUCGCUGCCGCGGAGAUGACUGGGCUACGCCAGAAGGCCCUCGACUUGAUGUUCGUGGCCAUGGGGGUGCGGGGCAUCCACAACCGCCGAACUUACACCCGGCACUCGCGUUAUGUGCAGGACGCGAUGGUGCAGCUCGGCCACGCGCAGAUUCUCGAGAAUCGGCGCAUUGUGCGCGCAUUCUUAAAGGAGCAGGGCGUGGAAGAGGACGAGCACAAGCGGAUCCCCGUGACAGUCUCCGCCGAUGGGAACUGGCCUGUUAGGGGUGCCUGCUCGGCGUGUGGUCACGGGUGCUUGAUCUUCCGUGAUGACAUGCUCCAGGGGGGUAAGAGCUUCGUCAUCGCGCAGGGCUUCAGGCACAAGCACUGCGCGGUUUGUAGCUAUUACAAUUCAAACGAGCAUGCACAGCUUCUGGAACCCCCGCAACAUGCCUGCAAGAAAGACUGGGACGACACCUCCAAGGCGAUGGAGACGGACAUCCUCAUCAACUUGGUGGGUGAAGUCGGCCAGUACUACGACAAGGCGCGCGAAGGUGGGGCCGUAGUGCCGCGCGACGAGACCACGCUCCUACGGGUGGAGUACGUCGUGUGCGACGAGGACUCGUCCUUCAUGGUGAGGAUCAUGGACCAGUUGCCCGAGGACCUGAGGCCAGGAAAAUUGUCAGAUGUUAACCACCUGGCGAACAACUUUUUCAAGGCUCUGGUGGCGAUCAAGACGAGCCCUGAGUUCAAGAAUUCGCGUGUUCUCACGAAGAUAGAGGUGUGGCACCUCUCGCGUUACUGGCGCACCAUCGUCCGCCAGAACCCGAAGGACCCCCAGCGUGCUCACGAGCAGAUGAUGAACCUCGAGGCCCACGUCUUCGGCGACCACAGCAAGUGCAACCUCUACCCCACGAAGGACGCAAAGGGAGUCGUACAUCAGUGGUGCGCCCAUGCGCGUGGUGCACCUGAUGAGCCCCAGCGAAUCCUCUUCGAGGAAGAGCCCGAGGUUUCCCGAGUGGACCCCUCGGACAAGAAGAAGCGCGUGAAGGUAAAGCUGCCUCUGCGGAAGCGCCUUCACGAGGUGAUCUCCAAGUUUGGCAGCUUGGAAGUCAUGGAAAAGGCGGUGCACGGGCUUUCAUCAAACCCGAACGAAUCCUUGCACGCCACGGCGACGCACAUGCUCGGCGGCAAGCAUAAGUUUCAUGGGCAGAGUGGUUUUUUCGAAGCCACCAUGAGAGGGGCGGUGAUGAAAAAGGUGAGUGGGCAAGCGUUUCAGCUUGAUGUGCUGGUGAAGCUCGGAGUACCCGUGACCGAUGCCAUGCGCGCCCGCUUCGCCCAGAUCGACGCAGAACGCGCCGCCAAGCGCGAUUUUUUGUACGCAAAUCCAAAGGAGGCCUUGAAACGGCUGCGUCGAAAGACGGAGCGGAAGCACGCGGCGUGGAGGGAUAAGGAAUCCUACGGCAAGGGCGUGGCGCUGCAACACACACUAGGCACCUCAGCGGAUGACGACGCGGCGGAAGGUGGUGACGCGAGCGAGUCUGCGGAGAUCGUGGAGGAGGCUGAGGAGGAGUCCGAUGAGGAGGAUGAGGUCGUCUGCGAUUUCUGCCACGAAGGGAAGGACGCUGGAAAGGGCUCCAUGCACCUCUGCGAGGGUGGCGACUGCGACCAGGUUUGGCACAGAGAUUGCCUCGUCCCCAAGCAGGACUUCGAGGACAUGACGGACGAUGACACGUUCAUCUGCCCCAUGUGCCGGUACCAGCAGUGCCUGGUGUCUGACGAGGACGGCUGUGGGGAGCUCCAGGUAACGCUUUAA